CACAGCGCUCCGCCCCUCCCGGAAAGUAGAUCCGGCCAGGCAGACAAAAGUUUGGGAGAGAAGUUCGGUCUGUGCUGAGUGUGAGAGUGAGGGGGCGGGGGCCGAGGAGAGUUGGGCGGCCGGGCGAGUGGACGCCUGAACAGACAGACCUGCGGACGGGACAGCCGCUGCCGUAGGCCCUUCUGGCCCGCCUUAACCCCUAAUGCGCGGGGGGAAGCAGCUCCUCCCGCUGGGGGAUGCUGCGGGAUUCCCGGUGCCGGGCAUCCGGGCCGCUUGCUAAACCCCUGUGCCUACCCUGUGCCCCCAGGGAACCGGAGUCCAGCCGCUGGGAAAGAGAAGCGGCCGCAGAGACGCUGCAGGGUGCCGGGCAGGGAGGGGGCUGGAGGCCCCAGGCCCGAGGGCAUGGAGCGGUUAGGGGAGAAAGCCAGUCGCCUGCUGGAGAAGUUAAGACUCUCGGACUCCGGCAGCGCCAAGUUCGGCCGCAGAAAGGGUGAAUCUAGCCGGUCUGGAUCUGAUGGGACCCCCGGGGCGGGCAAGGGGCGUCUGAGUGGGUUGGCGGGACCUAGGAAAUCAGGGCCCCGUGGAGCUACUGGGGGACCUGGGGAUGAGCAAUUGGAGCCAGCCCGGGAGCAGGGCCCUCUGGACGCUGAGCGGAACCCGCGCGGCUCCUUUGAGGCGCAGCGCUACGAAGCCUCCUUUCCCGGGGGGCCGCCUCCCACCCGGGCCUUGCCUCUACCUCAGUCAUUGCCCCCCGACUUUCGGCUGGAGACCACGGCCCCAGCUCUAAGCCCCCGCUCCAGUUUCGCCAGUAGCUCAGCCAGCGACGCCAGCAAGCCGUCCAGUCCCCGGGGCAGCCUGCUGCUGGACGGGGCGGGGGCCGGUGGAGCCGGAGGUAGCCGACCCUGCAGCAAUCGUACCAGCGGCAUCAGCAUGGGCUACGACCAGCGCCACGGCAGUCCCCUGCCCGCCGGGCCAUGCCUGUUUGGCCCACCCCUAGCUGGGGCUCCAGCGGGCUAUUCCUCUGGAGGGGUGCCGUCCGCCUACCCGGAGCUCCACGCUGCCCUGGACCGACUGUGCGCUCACCGGCCGUCGGGAUUCGGCUGCCAGGAAAGCCGCCACUCGUACCCCCCGGCCCUGGGCAGCCCCGGGGCUCUAGCCGGGGCUGGAGUGGGAGCGGCAGGGCCAUUGGAGAGACGCGGGGCGCAACCCGGACGACACUCGGUGACCGGCUACGGGGACUGCGCGGCUGGCGCCCGAUACCAGGACGAGCUAACAGCACUGCUGCGCCUGACCGUGGGCACGGGGGGGCGAGAAGCCGGCACCCGCGGGGAACCCUCGGGGAUUGAGCCGUCGGGUCUCGAGGAGCCGCCGGGUCCGUUCGUUCCAGAGGCCUCCCGGGCCCGGAUGCGGGAGCCAGAAGCCAGAGAAGACUACUUCGGCACCUGUAUCAAGUGCAACAAAGGCAUCUAUGGGCAGAGCAAUGCCUGCCAGGCCCUGGACAGCCUCUACCACACCCAGUGCUUUGUCUGCUGCUCCUGUGGGCGAACUUUGCGCUGCAAAGCUUUCUACAGCGUCAAUGGCUCCGUGUACUGUGAGGAAGAUUAUCUGUUUUCAGGGUUUCAGGAGGCAGCUGAGAAAUGCUGUGUCUGUGGUCACUUGAUUUUGGAGAAGAUCCUACAGGCCAUGGGGAAGUCCUAUCACCCAGGCUGCUUCCGAUGCAUCGUUUGCAACAAGUGCCUGGACGGCAUCCCCUUCACAGUGGACUUCUCCAACCAGGUGUACUGUGUCACUGACUACCACAAAAAUUAUGCUCCUAAGUGUGCGGCCUGCGGCCAACCCAUCCUCCCCUCAGAGGGCUGUGAGGACAUUGUGAGGGUGAUCUCCAUGGACCGGGAUUAUCACUUUGAGUGCUACCACUGUGAGGACUGCCGGAUGCAGCUGAGCGAUGAGGAAGGCUGCUGCUGCUUCCCUCUGGAUGGGCACUUGCUCUGCCACGGCUGUCACAUGCAGCGGCUUAAUGCCCGACAGCCCCCUGCCAACUAUAUCUGAACUGCAGUCACCGCUGCUGCCUUUCGCCACCAUUGACAAAUUCCUCUGGCCAGAGGCCCCCUCUGAGGCCAGCCGAGGCAAGGAACACACUCCCAGGCCGGGCAGAAGAGCCCUCUGGAGAAGGCCCCAAGGGCCAGAGACCCAAAGAGACGACAUUCCAAAUGGAUUAUGGAGAAGGACCUUCCAAUUGCCAUGGUGGGGUGACUGGCUUGCUUUCCACGUGUGCAGCCUGUACUGUAGCGUAUACUCAGGCACACACAGGCGAGUUCCAGUACUUUCUAGAGGUCUGAUUCCAGUCUGUAUCUCCAGUGUAUCUUUAUGCGUAAGUCAAGUGAUGUUGUGGCUAUGGAUUAUAGGAAGAGAGGACAUCAUGAGCACUCCUCACUCUUUUGUACCUCUCAUGUGGGUCAGGUAUGGGGUCAGCUGGUUCUUACCACAAUGUCUGUAUCUGGAUAAAAAGAUGGAAACUAGACCUUAUUACUGAGGUUUUUUUUUUUUUUUUUUGGCCACCUUCUCUUUAUGGACUUGGAGUGCUGCUCACCCAUCUGCUGGGAAGGGGGACAGCUCUAGGUGGGCCUGUCGCCUGUAUUGCCUGUUUCUCAGGGACUCACAUGGGCCUGGGAAGGCUAGGUGGGUGCCCGUACUUGGUUCCUCUUCUCCUCAGCCUGGGGAGGUAAUGAGUGGGUCUUUGGGGGUGGAGGUGCCAGGCGAGACGUCUAAGAAGUGUCAGGCCAACCACACUCCGUGCACGCGGCCAGGUGUGCACUGAUACCUCCAACCCAAUAUAGACACACAUAGGCACAUUCAUAGACACACUGUCUCACUCCCUUCUUCUCAGGUCAGUCUUCCCCGGUUCCCUCAUAGUCACUCGCCACUCUCGACCUGCCACCUUUCAGAGGAAGCUAGGAUUAUAACCACUGCAACUCCCAAACUCUGAGGUUCUGGGGAGGCGGAGGGGCAGCACACUUUGAUCUGGUUCUAGUCAGUUUGGCUGAAAUUGGUUUAAGCUAGAUUCCCUUAAAGCCAAUUCAUGGGAGACGUGUAUGCUUAAAGUUUACUUUUUUCAGGGGGGAGGGUGCAAAAGUGGUUUUAUUUAAAGCACGGGAAUAGGACUCGUGGGCAGAAAGAGCUGCCAAAGUUUACUUAAUGAUCAGUUUGCCAAAAGCUCAAUCCCUGUGGGGUAUUUUUAUAGCCAUUUAGGUAUUUCGUUGUUAUGUUUCAGGUGUUUUCAGGAUUUAUAUCUGUUCAUCCAACAGUACUUCUGAGUUAUUGUCAACAACAUAAAUUUAUCAAAUUUGCAGCACUUUGUAACGAUGAGAUUGCUUCCUACCUUUAUGGACAUUUUCCUAUGUUACCUACUCUUCAAACACUUUUCUAAAAAGUUUAAACUUUCUAGCAAUAAGUAUAAUUGGUAUGGACAUUUUGUGUAUCAUUUUUUGUGUUUCUUAAUUCAAUAUGCCUUUACAAGUUAGAUGCCUUGGAACACUUAAUAGAGCUCAAUAUGAUCUUGAUGCUUUGGCCUAACUUCUACAUUCCUGCUGUUAAAAGGGCCAAUAUAUUCUAAACAAAUGAGCAGCCAUGUGGCAUAUUCUGUUGACUAAUAAUUAAAGGUUACAUGGACAACAACAAUUAAAAGUGAAAGGGCAGAUCUACUAAAUCCUUUUGAAAUGCUGCAAAUUUGAUAAAUAUUUGUUUUAGACUAAUUGUCUGUAGGUGAAUUGGUUUUAGGCAAAUUAAUCUAAUAAUCUUUGAUUCUUAGUUUUCAUUUCCUGUCACUUAGAGUUUCAUCCUGGAGAUGGGGACUCCUGAGAACAGAAAUUCUGCAUUUAGGGGUAAUUCUAAGGUGACCGUGCCAGCCAAGCUGGGGUUGCAGAGGAGAGGCCUGUGCACGCGGGUGGGAGUGGGGUAAGAGCUCAUAUCCGUACCCCUGACUGCCAGAGGAGAUGCACUUUUUCUGGAGGGAUAAAUGAUCUGAAACUAGAUUACUUGGUCUACAGAGGGGAUUGCUUCUUCUGAAUUAUUAUUAAAUAAGUGAAUACAAAGACUCUGACUGGGCAAUUUUCUCACCAGGCUGCUCCAGGCCUGGGAAAUCCAGACAAGCAUGUAUACCUCUACAACCAUCCCUUCUAUGACUCUUGGAGGUCAUGUGCCCUCUGACCUUUCGUUUCUUACUCCGAUUUCAGCCUCCAUCUGUUGCCGACUGGCUGAUUCCUUUCUGGGUCUGUGCUCCUCUGUGGCAGCCCUGGGGCUCCCUGAGGCUGGGGCUACUUCCUUCCUCCGCCCUGAGAAAAGACAAGUGCUAGCAGCCGAUGAGGACAGGCCCAGGGAAGGCAGGCUGUGGCAGAAGAGCAGCCCCAGCCGCCCCAUGUUGUCACUGACCGGCUCCCAAGUGUACCCUGCGUUGCAAGAGUCCGCUCCUAUUCGCCAGGAGACGGCUCAUCCGGACCCGUUCUAUUUAAUAUUUAUAGCUAAUAGAUACAGCAAAGGAUACAACAACAGGUAGACCUUGUCUGGCCAGCUUACCGCCUGAUUUUUGUCAAUAGCCACUAGGCCUGAGGUGGGGGCAAGAGGGAAAUGGGAUCACGGAUCCAUUUUGUGUCUCUACUCGAGAGUCACAGUACAGGGGUCAGGCUUUCGCAGCAGACCAGCUGUUUGCUCUGGUCAGCUCCGUUCACUACAGAUCCGAGUGUGGUUUGGUUUAUGAGGAAUAAGGCUGGUGGUGGUUCUUCCUCUGGCUCACUGCUUCAAGACCUGUUUCUCCCUUCCCCCUUUCCUAGGCCAGGGAGAUGGUAAGAUUCCAUUUGCAAUCAGGCCGGAGACUGUCCUCAGUUGAGGAAGUAGAGAAAGCUAUUUCUAGGCACGUAAAGCCAGCUGGAUAAGGUCCUUGAGAUUGCAUGUGUAACAAGAAGGAUAACGAGAGAGAAAGGAGACGGAUAGGAUUGAGACAAAAAGAUUGGAAAAACCAGUGAGCAAAAGCAUGUUGUUGUUUUAGAAGGAUCCAGACCCCAGAGCGCGGUCAUUUGGAGCUGUAAUGUUAGAGGGCUCUACAACAAGGACAGUCUCUUUCCUCUCUGUUCUCCCUCACAGCAAAGGGGGACCCAAGAUGGUCUCUGCUUUGCCGCCAGUUACUGGUGUAGAGCUCUUGGAAUCCACACUUGGCCCUGGUUGUGAAGAACCGAGGUUUGACCUUGGAAACAAGAGCAAACCGUCACUGGGACGUCUGGAUUAGAGCAGUCUGACUGGUGUUGGAGAGUACUCAGAGGCAGAUUCUGCCCACCUGCUCUUAGAAAGGAUAGCGCUGCCCUUUGUGAAAGGAGCCAAGGAACGAUCCAAGCAGGGAGACAUGGGUUAGCAGGAACAUCUGCUGAAAGGUGUAGGUGUCCUAGAGAGUUAGAGCCAAGCAGGGUAUGACUUUAGAACCCAGUGACCUCAUUUUACCAAAUGAAGAACUAGAAGUGGAACGAUAGUGGCACUUACCUAAGGUCAUGCAGCUGGAAAGAGUUUCCAACUUUUGAAGACUAAGAGCUUAUUUCCCCUCUUCCCUCCCACCCGGGCCCUCCUCCCCAUUGCAGGGACUCCCGUAGCACAAGUAGACUGUAAAUUAGAUCAGCCCUUCAUUAUGAUGGAUUAUUAGGGAAAGUUUUAGUGGGAAAGCCAAGGAAUGUAAGAGACAAUAAUGAAAACGUGUGAUUCUUACUGAUAUUUGGUUGGUUGGUUGGUUUUGUUUUUGGCUAAUUUGAACUAGCAGUAGCCAAAGUACCUUUAAAAGUACAUUAGAAGAAGCAAAAGAAAUACACUUCAGGAGAGUCCCUGCCCUUGUGGAGGUCACAGUCUAGCCAGGGAGACAAAUACGCACAUAAAAUGCCUUGAGAAGAUUACAAGCAACAUGUCGCCAAGUGCAAAGUAAUUGAGUGUUACAAACAAAAGACCUAAUGCUGCAGGCUACAGAUGACAAGGGGGGGACUCCGUUGGACUUGGAUUGUAGAUCAGAAGGUGGCGGCCCAAACACAAAUCCUGUCCCCAAGCGCAUCCUUUGGCCGCUGGGAGUGGGAGUUAUUUUUUUAUAUUAAUUUGAACCUUCAUUGAGGAGGGGAAAACGCCAGCUAGUAAAUGCAGAAAGCAGGAUAAACUUGGAAAAACAGCAUUUUGUGGACCUGAAUAAAAUUAUUGAUUCAGGCCAAAUUAUUAAUUAGAGUGAAAACUCUAAGAAGCGGUUGGUGGACAACUGGACAUAAAUACAAUGCCAAGUAACCUACCAGCUAUGGUCUUGUCAUCACUCAUUUCCUGGAAUGGGUCUUAGUAUCACUAGCCAGUCGACUGGUUCUGGUGUGAGGCAAACACACAACCCAACCUAGUGUAGAGUCUGGCUGCUCCCCACCCCGGGGAGAAGCAUGACAUGUCGCUUGCGGUUUACAGGAAGGGUUGUGAGAAAGUAAGGGACACCAGGAGGAAACAACCGCACAAACCCAGGAGGUGAGGCACCCUGCAGGGCAACGGGCCAGCGCUCCUCAGCAAGUCUGCAUGAUUUGUUUACAGCAUCUAAACUGUGAGAUUAGAGAGACUUAAGCUAUCUAGUGACAAUCCAAUACAUGGUCCUGGAAUCCCUACUGGUUUAAGCAAAUUGCUAUAAAAGAUAUUUGGAGUCAACUGGGAAAGUUUUUAUAUGGACAGGGGAUUAGAUGCGGUGAAAAUUUACUGAGACGGAAAGGUCAAAAUCAUUAACAAAAAUGCCAGUCACAAAACCAGUACAGGGUAAUCACAUUUUGUUUUAAAAAUGUCUAUAUGUUUAUUAAAAAAAAAAAAAAGACCUGACAGGAUAUACAUGAAGGUGUUGACAGCGGUGGUCUCUGAGCGGCGAGAGUAUGUUUUUGUGUUGUUGGCCUACAUUUUCUAUUAUUAUACAGUGCACUGGUACUGCCUCUGUAGUAGUAAUAAGCUGUUAUGAAUAAAAUAACUAGUUGCCAAUAUUUAUAAUUAAGGAGACUUCACACAAAAAUCUGUGAAUUGCACAUGAAGAGUGGGGUUUCUAAGGUUUUUUUCUGAAUACUCAGAAGAUCAGUCACCCCGGCCUUCCAGUCUCCCAAGGCAACAACCAGUUGGAACCGAGGAAUGGCUGCUCCUUCCUAGGGUGAUUUCUCUCCUCCUUUUGUCACAGUCCUCCCCCACUCUGUGUGCUUCACACUGCUCACCUGCCUGCCUCCUGGAGACCCUCUAUUUGAGUCAGUGACCUUCUCUUUGGAUGAUCCUGGUGGGCUCCCUCCCCAUCCAUAGAGCCUCCCAUUAUGAAUCAGUUGAAGGUAUCAACAAAUUAGUUUUGAAAUGCUGCCUGAGAAGAGCAUCCGUUCCAGAGUUACCUGUGCCUAGGUUUUGCCUUUUUUUUUGUUUUUGUCUUUUUGGUUUUUUUAUAAGGCAACCCAGUCAUGGGAAACCCAGAUGUAAUACUUCAUCUACUUAGCUGCCACGGUUGCGUACUGUAAAUGAGUUUAGCAAAAUUUCUCUUUGGUAAAUGGAAUUUGGAAAGUAUACUAAAUUGCUAACUUCAUCAAGAUUUUGCUUUUUUUUUUUUUUUUUUUUGCCAUAACACCUUCAUCUUAGGAGGCAUUUCCAAAUUUCAGUGUAUGUUCUUCCCAAGCAUGAAACUCCAAAUGCCCUUUGGUUGGUUGGUCUGUUUCUUCCACUGGUUCUGAUACAGUUUUUAAAGGAGAAAAUCUCUUUCAUAUGCAACUCAGUAUAAGGCAGUGUCAUCAUCAGUUUAAAAUCCAGGGAAAUACUUUUAUCAGCCUGGCACAUGUUUUCUCAUUACAGCAGCACACUCCAUCCUUAUUACAAGAACUGCACACGUUGGCCUCAUGUCUAGCUUUUCAAAAUGAUACUGGUCGUCUUCUGAAUCAAUUUCCUUUACUGUCUCACAUUCCUUUGGUAAAAAUGGUUUCAAUCUGUCCCAUUUUUUGAGCCAAAUUUCUCAGCUUUUCUUUGAGAUCCAAAAUGUCCUAUCAGGCCUUAUUUAUAUACUAGUUCACAAUGGCGCCUCAGUAAAACCAGGCUCAUUUCAGUUUGUAUAACAAGCGUUUCCAUGAACAGACGGGUAACCCCUAAAGCCACAUGGGGGCUGGGUUUGAAAUCCCCUCGGAAUGGUUAAGCAAUUGAAAAAUGGCACAUUAUGAACAUUUGUUCCAAAAUUGUCAUUCGAUGUCAUAGGUUGAUUACAUAUUUUCUUUAUCCACUUGUUUUCUCCUUAAAUCAUGUACUUACAAUGGGCAUGGAAUUUCCUAGCUUAAUCAUCAAUAGUUGUGUCUCUGAAUACCUUCAUUUUCCAGUGAACACCCUUGAAAAUAAUUCAAAAACCUCUUGACUGCCUGUAAAUUUUAUUCCUGAAACUAGUUUCUGGGUCCAUAAUACAAAUACAUUCUUGCUACUCAUCCU
This is a messenger RNA of Hyaena hyaena (striped hyena), 8472 nucleotides long. It is a transcript of the gene AJUBA, whose product is annotated as ajuba LIM protein. The transcript has 8 exons. Gene Ontology annotation, molecular function: transcription corepressor activity. NCBI's taxonomy places the organism in Eukaryota, Metazoa, Chordata, Mammalia, Carnivora, Hyaenidae. The record is from RefSeq and is a predicted model, not a curated record. Gene Ontology annotation, biological process: positive regulation of miRNA-mediated gene silencing; regulation of DNA-templated transcription; cytoskeleton organization. Gene Ontology annotation, cellular component: nucleus; transcription regulator complex; adherens junction. The coding region runs from base 403 to 2049 and encodes 548 amino acids.